Messenger RNA from Amoebophrya sp. A120, 3911 nucleotides. The record is from the annotation of a GenBank genome assembly. Lineage: Eukaryota; Dinophyceae; Syndiniales; Amoebophryaceae.
AUGGUGAAGAACAGCGCUUUCGUUUUUGUCAAGCCCCACGCCAACACCGAGAAGGCGCGCGUGGUGGUCAAGGAAGGUUUGGAGGCUAAGGGCCUGAAGGUUUUGAAGGAAGGCCUCAUUACCGGCAAGGAAAUCGACGAGAAGCAGCUCAUCGACAACCACUACUAUGCCAUCGCCUCCAAAGCCACCAUCCUGAAGCCGUCCGAGCUGAACGUGCCGAAAAAGAUGUUCACCGACAAGUUUGGUGGGGACUGGGACGCCACACUCGCCGAGGGAAAGAUCUUCAACGCCAAGGAUGCCUGCACGAAGCUCGGCAUGGACAGCGAACAGCUGAAUACCGAGUGGGCCAAGGCGAAAAAGGCCGGCAAGUUGGUGAAAUUCGGCGGAGGCUUCUACUGCGGACUCAUCGACACGGUUGAAGGUAUUUUUUACUUCUGAGUAGCUUGCUUGUGCUCAGGGUUUGGUAUUCGUAGGGUACUUCUUCUAUACUUUCGACCAUCUUUUUCUUCUGUGUCGUAGCCGUUUCCUUUUGUCUCGACCGAAGGCCGGUACUUCACAUUCAAUUUUGCACUGCUGAGAGAAGCUGCUCCUACUGUUUCACGUGAAUAGUGGAAUUUCUAAUCCCUUUAGCCACGUUAUCGCCUCCAAUUCCAAUUCCAUUUCAGGUCAAGAGCCCAUCUACGUGAUGAACGGAUUUUUCAUGAGCAUGCGCAGCAAUUACGUCGUUGAAUCCGCUUCCCUGUACUACUUCGUCGUCGAAUGGGACUCCAAGAACCUCAGCUGGGAAGAAUUCCGUGGUAUUUAAGGCUACCUUUCUCACUUUGAUGUUUGAGGGAGUAGAAUUUGUGUUGCUGUAAUUGCUAAAGGAGUUUCAUACGUUAGUGACCAGCAUGACCCGAAAGAUACUUGAGACUACCUAGUAAGUACGAGAAAUGUAGUCUGCCAACAGUUUGUUGUAGAAGUAGACGCCACCCAAUAUCAACGCAAAUUAUACUAAUUCAUCAGGCCAAGCCCUCGGGCCGACCGAUCCGGUGACCGCUCCGGAGGACUCUCUGCGCGGCAUGUUCUACAAGAACUGGAAGGAAUAUGGGAAUGUCAGGAUCGAAAUUGACAAAGUCGAAAAAUUUGUGAUGCACAAAAUCGAUGACAGUUGGAGCCUCAGUUUCCAAGUGGCGCAUGACAAAUUUCGGGAGCCCCAAAAUCCAGUCUGUCAUGCUGUUUGGGCAAAGAAGACUGCUCCUGUCAUGCUACUCUGGCAGCGCGCUGCAUACCCCUAAACAGGAUCGCAAUCGGUCUCAGAUGCCUGCUCCCCAAUACAGGCCUUCAGUGCUCUACAUUUUAUGCAUCACAAAUUUUUCAAUUGUGCCGAUUUCGAUCCUGACACAUCCAUAAGGAAUACGGCCUGGAGUCCGUCCCGAAUGUCGGCGACAACGCGGUGCACGCCUCCGCCUCCCCCUUCGAGGCCCUCGCCGAAAAGAUGAACUGGCUCGGCAUGAAGCCGGAGGAGGAUGACUUCGGUAUAAUUACGUGAAGAGCUUUGUUUAUUUUUCAAGCGAAAUUAAUAUAUUGCGUUUUUCAUUUCUUUUUGUUCAGAAGUGACUCUCUCUACGGUCAACAUCUUUUUUGGGCGAAUAGCUGCAAAGGGGCCGGUCGCCUCGAUUCAGUGCAAAUUGUUCUCAUUUAGAACAGACCAACUUCGACGGCUGACGUGAGCACACGAGAAGUAAGGUUUUACCCCUCCAUCAACAGCGCCUAUCUAUCAUUGCACCGCUUCCUUCUAUUCACAGGUAAAGCCCUCCUGAAGAUCCUGGACACGAAGACCUUGGUCGAGUGGGGCCGCGACGCACAGGUUACCUACGGGCCGGUCAGCAUCAAAAAGUCCGUCUUCGACUCUGUCGAGGAUACCGACGCCGCGCAGUGCCUGGCUUUGUUGGGCAUGAUGUACGUGCAGUCCGACGAGAAAUUUUUCCAAGAAACCGUCGACAAGCUCAAGGAACUCAAGAUGGGCGCUUAAAUAUCGGAACGCGAUUGGCGGUAGAAGAAAGUUCCCACUUCAUAAGCCGGCUGUGUACUGCAACCUCUCUAGAAGUUCUUCGAUAUUUAUGUUGAUCAAAGCCACCUCGGCUCAACUCUGGAAAAAUGAUUCAAAUGCAACUCUUACUUUUCAAAACGACGGAUAGUACCUAACGGCUCUAAAGCAAAAACUAUUCAUGGAGUCAUGUCAUAUCUCGUUUGUACCAUCAAUGCUGCAUGUAUUUUGGCUGGUAUUCGUAUUGGUGACCACGCACUGCUAGGGAGAAAGUAUUUCUGCGAAAAUCUCCUUGGCACCAUCGAGCCAUGUGAUACAAGCGUUAUGUGCUGCACGAGCAAGCACACGCAGGCUUGUAGAUGACUGUGUCUGGAGCUCCUGUGUGUGCAGCGCAUAUACAUAUACAUAUUGAAUGCAGGAUGGGAUCAUGGUAGCGUAAAUAUCAAGACGGAAGCAACGCAUUUCAAUUGCAAUCACGUGUAUGAAAAACAACUCUGUAUAUGAUUUUUUUAACGAGCCAACCCACGCGAGAUCAUUCAUAGCAUGGAACCUGUGCAUAUCCAGAAAAAAACACCCAUCCCCAUCCAUUUUGCCAUUUUUUCAAUGCAAAAAAAUCAUGAAAAAUAAAUAAAGAAAUAAAAAACUCCGAAAUAUUUUUUGCAUGGCAUUUGCGAGAAGUACUAAUUGAUGGAGCUAGCUAGUGGCGUCAGUGGCACAUACUUUCGCUAAGUGAUUUUGAGGUAGCUAGCUGAAACCGAGAUCCGAACCACGACCGAGAAAUACAACUCGCCGAAGCCCGUUCUCGUCGUUGGGCACCUCUGGCCCCAUGGAGGUUUUGAACUUUUGGCGCAGUCACGCACAGAUACCCAGAGGUAGAGGACAACCCGCCAAGAACGCCGCGGCUGCACCAUUGGAAUUAGCGGGAGCAGCACCAGCUGCGCAAUUAUCAUCGAUAAUUGCAGAGCAGAUCUUGCGUUCCAGCUCACGAAAAAAAAAGCAUUUUUUUUUUUUUGCAAAAAAAUGCCACGUUUUUGAAAAUGCUCACUUUUUUGAUGGAUGAUGUUUUUUCGCACGACGGUACCACAAAUAUUGGAUCGACCCAUCCAGUCCAUUUUCUUUUAGAAAUGGCUGGAUGGGUCGAGGCAAUAUUUGUGGUACCGUCGUGCGAAAAAACAUCAUCCACAAAAAAGUAGGAAUUGUUGCAAUUUUCAAAAUGACACUAGAAUUUGUGGAUGAUGUUUUUUCGCACGACGGUACCACAAAUAUUGCUUCGACCCAUCCAGCCACUUCUAAAAGAAAAUGGACUGGAUGGGUCGACCCAAUAUUUGUGGUACCGUCGUGCGAAAAAACAUCAUCCAUCAAAAACAAGGUCAAUUUCAAAAACGAAAUUUUUUUGGAAAAAAACAAAAUCAAAAAAGUUUUUGCUUCGGCAGCCUUGCCGAACAGCAAAAGUCUCCCCGUCCGGAAUUUGUAUUAUCCACUCGAACCGAAAGGAGAGCACAUGUCAAAAUCCAUCCCAGGUCCGUCGCGUUCAUCCCAUGUGGCGACGCGGUGGCAUGGCGAUAUGGCCACUACAAAAUGGGCCAAGCGAUGGGGCCAGAGUCGAUGCGCGGCGGCGAAAAGAGGCUUCUGCAGGAUCUGGAAGUCGUCGCCUGCUGCGAUGACCUGCGAUGGACCUAGCUACUUUAAUUCAUGUCAAAAGUUCUUAGCUAUGACGCCACUUUAGCUAUGUCAGCACUAAAGUGAUUGCUUCCGAUGCCGAUUGAUGAAAACCCUUAAAAUUUUUUGAAAAAAAACUUGUUUUUUUUUGUUGAAAAAAUAGCAAAAUGGAUGGGGAUGGGUGUUUUUCUCUGGAUAGUGCAGCUUAAAGUUGCGGCGCAAU